Messenger RNA from Trypanosoma theileri, 1266 nucleotides. Its product is annotated as putative pre-mRNA cleavage complex II Clp1 protein. Gene Ontology annotation, biological process: tRNA splicing, via endonucleolytic cleavage and ligation. NCBI's taxonomy places the organism in Eukaryota, Euglenozoa, Kinetoplastea, Trypanosomatida, Trypanosomatidae. Bases 1 to 1266 code for a protein of 421 amino acids. Gene Ontology annotation, molecular function: polynucleotide 5'-hydroxyl-kinase activity. The record is from RefSeq and is a predicted model, not a curated record. Gene Ontology annotation, cellular component: nucleus. The transcript has a single exon.
AUGACUCGGGGUAUUCAUCAUUCAUCUUAUGAAUUAGAGCGUAGUGAGUUAAACAUUCACUUUACCGGAGCAGGAUCUAUUGUACUUCUUGAUGGCGCGGCUACAAUAUUUGGUGCUCCUUUAAGGAGAAACGUCCGAUAUAACUUUGCCAAAUCCGGAAUACCAGUAGUUUGUCUAACCAAUUGCCGUCUACACAUAGAGGGAGAAUUUUCUGCAGUUGUUUCUGUACUUAACUCCGCUGCUAAUGAUGUACAUGCAGUGUUGGAUUUUGCUAGAGUAGAAGCUGCUUCCAAAAUUAGCAGCAGUAGUUCUAGUAAAAGUGUGGUCCAUGAAUCUCAUGAGGAACCUAUACAAGGUCCACGUGUACUAGUAGUUGGAGAUCAAAAUACUGGUAAGAGUAGUUUGUGUCGUAAUCUUGUAAAUUUGGCAACUACUGGGCAAACGUAUGGUGUUUCUCUUGUAGAUGUUGAUGUUGGUCAACAAAGUAUCAGUUGCCCUGGAAGUAUUGCUACAGCAUUCAUAGAAAAUUUUAUUCCUGUGGAUGAAGGAUUUAAUACCAUGGCACCGUUAACUUUUUUCUUUGGUGAUAAAACUGUUACUACAAGUUCACGAAAAAGAUACUUGGAUCUUUGUGCUAAAACUUCGCAAGCCAUUGCUUCAGUUGGUUUAUCAAAGCCAAAGUAUGCUAUUGGUGGAGUUAUAGUAAAUACGAUGGGAUGGACUACAGGUAUAGGACGGGAUAUUCUCUUUGAAUUGUUAUCUGUUUUCUCUAUUACCCAUGUUGUUAUUUGUGGGUCUGAUGGGGAUCUUGCAGAAGAUUUACGAGGAGCUACAAUUGGACAAAAUAUUACGAUUCUUUGUUAUCCAAAACAACCACGUAUGUUUCAACGUGGUGCCUCACAGCUAAGUGACUCACGUACAGAACAAUUAGUAACUUAUUUUCAAGGUACACUUCGAACCCCUCUGUCACCAUACCGAGGUGUUGCACUUGUGAAGGAUGUGCAAUUCGUUAAUGCACUAACGUUAGAAAUUAUUUCUUGGCAGGAAGUGAAACCUUUGAGUCUAGCAAGUGUGGUUUGGACUGAUUCUCUAGAGAAUAUUGAUGAAGCUAAUGUGGCUGGUUUUAUUGUUUUACUAGAGAUUGGAAGGAAGUUUUUCUCAUUCCUAUCUCCAGCUCCAGGAAGUCUUCCCAAACCUUUUCUACUUGUUUCACCCAUUAUUAAACUUCCGGGAUCUAAAGUUCCGCCUUUUUCUGCCGCUUCUUGA